CGAGCGAGGCAAGGGCGGAAGCCAAGUUGGAAGCAUGGCAGAGACGACGGGACGAGUCGGCGACCCACGACCUGCGCUCAACACGACAGGCCGCAGCUUUGAGGGUGUCGGCGAGGUGUGGAUCCCUGUCUCGCAAGCAAAGGGCGAGCUGGCGUGGCGGGAGGAGCUCGUCUCGGGCCUCAUCGUUGAAUCGCGCAUCGAAGCCAAAGUGGCGGCAUCGGCUGCAGCAGCCGGUCACGGCGUCUCGGCGCCGCCGCUCAUCUUUUUUACUCGGCAGUGGUUCGAGUAUGGCCUGGCUCUGACCCAAGAUCGCGACGGGACGGACUCUGGCUUGGGCUCCGACAUCGGCCGACCGACAGGUCUGGUCGAGGCGAUGGCUAGUGAGACCGAGGACUUUGUUGCCUUUGUGGACGCGGUGAUCAAUGUGCUCGAAGUCGAUCUGGGCCUUGUUGACUACCACUGGCAGCUGUUGCUGUUCAAGCAUGCUGUGCGGGGCAAGAAGUCGCCCAUCCGUGCGCACGGCGUUCGAGUGUACUACGGCAACGUCGACCGCGACGGCCCAUACAACUCGGGCCUCACCUGCCUCUCGUGCGAGACCGCGAGUGUCGAGGCGAGGCAGUCAUUUGUGACCGACAACGAGGAGGCGUGCAUGUGGCUGGACGCAAAAGGCCGGCCGAUGUGGGUGGUGACGCCGCGGCGGCACGUCGACGCGCUCUCCGAGUGCACGGCAGCCGAAAAGAUGGCGAUAUUUCAGCUGGCGGCGACAGGGCUUGGCGCGUCAGUGGCGGCCGCCAUGGCCAAGGAGCCGGCCGGUUUUCGGUUCUCGACGCUCAAACUCAACCACGGAACGUACCGCAAUUGGGAGCACCUCCACCUCAAGAUCUCGCUCCACGGCUCAAACUGGCGGCAGGUGGCGGAGGCGGUGGCAGCGAGCCUCCCCGGCGAGCGCACUGAUCUCCUCGACCGACUCGACACGCUGCGGGCCGAGGCGGCGGCGCGCAAGGCGGCGCGCAAGGGCUGGAAACGGUGA
Molecule: messenger RNA, 1030 nt
Organism: Thecamonas trahens ATCC 50062
Lineage: Eukaryota; Apusomonadida; Apusomonadidae
Exons: 2
Coding region: 35-1030 (331 amino acids)
Source: RefSeq, a predicted model, not a curated record